This is a messenger RNA of Siniperca chuatsi (mandarin fish), 2632 nucleotides long. It is a transcript of the gene ccdc17, whose product is annotated as coiled-coil domain containing 17. The record is from RefSeq and is a predicted model, not a curated record. The transcript has 15 exons. Bases 279 to 2252 code for a protein of 657 amino acids. Lineage: Eukaryota; Metazoa; Chordata; Actinopteri; Centrarchiformes; Sinipercidae.
UACAGUAGUUAAGGAACAAAAUGUUUUACAACCUUUAAGUGAAACAAUCCUUCUAUUUAAUUUAGAUUAAUAAGAGGAGAGUUUGUGUUUUUGUUUGGAGAAUCUGCUUUGCAUCCACUUUUUGGGGACCUAACAUUGUUUUCUCUACUACUUUUAAGUGUGUUAUUCCUACAGUAUUUCAGUUUAUGUGAAGGCUAUUAAUAAAAUAUUUAACCAUACUUUAGUUCAGCUCCCUGUGGACUUUUUUCAUUCUUGAUAAACACCAGCUCUGAUACCAGAUGGAGAGGGAAUUGAUCUGUGGAGACUGCAACAUGGUGUUUCGCUCCACUGGGCUGCUUGAGAAACACAAAGCACUGUUCUGCAUUGGGAGCAUGGCAGGACACCUUCGGGUUCAAAGACACAGCUCUGAACUUCUCAUGAGAGACCAAACUGGAUGUGUUGACCCUAAACAGACAAGAACCCCUGACCUUGUUCAGCUGAGAGGUCAACGAAGGAACAUCACCAAGUGGAGGAGUGUUGAUGCCAAACCAAAUUCAGCAAAAGCAGAGGACAUACCAGCAACCAGUCAGACAGAGAGUGCUGCUCUGCAAGAUCUCACAGAUGAGUUUCACAAGUUGAGGAUGUCCAUUGAAGAAAAUCUGCCAAACCGGUCAAAAAGAACCACAGAUACUGAGGUGAGUGGGUGUCCACUGGGUCACAGUGAGAGACUAAAGGAGAUGAGGGAAAUGGCAACGCUCCACGAGCGCCAACUGGCCCUGAUACAUGCUCACAACCAGCAGCUGGAGCAGCAGAGAGACGAGCUGGCCCAUCAGGUAAGUGUCUUGUCUGAGCAGAGCAACACAACUCACCUGGAGAGUCUGCUGAUGGAGCUCAGAGAGCAGGAGGAGAGAAACGAGGAAACACUGCAACAACUCACUGAACAUCUCCAUGCAUUACAUGUGCGAGAGGUCUCUGUACCUGCUGCUCAGCCAGAUCCAGAGGAGAAUAAAAAGAUGCAUCAUAACAGCUACGAGUUAAUUUCUUGUGCGGAUGGGCCUCUCUCUACCCAGAUAAAAGCCCUGCGGCAGGCAUACAUCCAGUCAGGUGGGUCAGAUCCAGCCAUUGUGGUACGAAUGAUUGACCUGCAGGCAGAAGCCCAAAGUCUGGAGAAGAACCAACCAGUGGCAGCUGGCAAGAGUACGAAGGUGAAGCCUCCUUGGCAGGGUCCAAGUUGGGAGCUGCUGGCUGUGCAGCAGGAGAACCAGAAACUGGAGGAGGAGAUCCUCAGGAUACAGCUGGCCAGGAGGCAACACCAUAACUAUGAAGCAGCAGUGAGGACUGAGCUUGAGCUGGUUCAGGGGGAGAACCUCCUGCAGAUUGCCAGUUUACAGGCAGAGAUGGAGAGAAGCAAAGAAGCUCCCAGGCCCAGGAGACAGCCUCCUCCACCUCCUCCACUCCCACUCCAACCCAAGACUCACAUUCAUGCACCUCUUUCACUGUUCCAGGCCAGAUCCUUCUCCUCUCCACUGGGAACAUGCACAUUGGACUCCCUGGACUCUCUGGGUCCGGCCCCAUACGACCCUGCAGCUGGUUUUGUGGUUUUCUAUGACCUGGUGCUGGGAGUUGAUGUCUCUCAGAGGGCGCUGCGCCUUGUGGCAGCUCUCUACUCAGAAAGUCAGGAGGUAGGACCACCGACUCCACUGCCCCCUGUCCAGUGCCUGCCGGGAGUGUCCCUGCCUUACACCCACAGCCUCACCCCUAGAAACUAUGCCCUCCUGUCAGUCAAACAGCCUGCACCAAGGAUCCAGCCAUCACCCUCCCUCUCUCUAGUGGUAGAGGUGCAGACAGCAAGAGAUCUGGAUGUUCACAACCAGGAUGUCUUCAAACUGCUGUCCUGCGGCUGGACACGAAUGGAUCUCUUUGACCAAUACAACCAGCUCCAUAGUGGCCACUGGAGGCUGCCAGUGCGCAGCCUGCCUAUUAGAUCAUUAAGCCUUGCCCAGCUCAACUCAGUACCCCAGGUGGGCAACAUGGAGCUGUGUGUACGUUUGGUCAACGGACGGGAUGGAGACGUUCAGACUCUGGCAAAGCCUGACCCAACCAGCACCGGCCACUAUAAAUAUCCAUCUGUGGUGUCACAUUCUGCGACUAUCCACGGAAAUGCACCUCAGCCAGUAUCAGCUCCACAGCCCACAGGAGUGGAGCAGCUCUCUUCCCUUUUGUCCUUCACUGAUCACCAAGACCCUCCACCCACAGAGGCCAGUCAGAGUUGAAAACAUCUCUACAAUCAGGAUGUAACAAGAUACCUGAGCAAUUAUGCUCUUCCAAACUUUGAUUAGUUUGUUGAACUGUAAGCGGAGGCUCCUCUCUCCCCUUUUCUUCUUAGAUUAUGAAGGUAUUUACUUUCCUUAUUGUUGCAGUUUUGUUUUCCAAGACUGGUCUUACAUGAAUGUGUAGCAGCACAGGGAUGAUUUUAACAGUGUCCAGAGUUAAAAUAAAUCAAUCAGUGCAUUUGACAAAAGUACCUCAAGUUUUUUGAAAUUUUACAGCUGCAACUAACCCUUAAAUGAUGACUAUAGUGAGUUUCUCACAAUUGGGCAUUUUCCACUGUUCACUGAUGUUUUAAUAAACCGUCACAACUUCCCAGAACCUA